Messenger RNA from Chenopodium quinoa (quinoa), 1071 nucleotides. RefSeq lists its product as uncharacterized. Lineage: Eukaryota; Viridiplantae; Streptophyta; Magnoliopsida; Caryophyllales; Amaranthaceae. The transcript has a single exon. The coding region runs from base 1 to 1071 and encodes 356 amino acids. The record is from RefSeq and is a predicted model, not a curated record.
AUGUUUUCCAUUAGCUCAACCUCCAGCUCGUCUGAUUCUGAUCAAUACGUUGAAUUUGAUCAUUUAGUUGACGAAUUUGUCACAACCCAUCUACCAACUUUGUUGUAUAACAACCAAACACAACCCCAACCCGUAUCCGAUGUUGAAUGUGUUCCAGAACGUAGAGGAGAUAUGGAUAGAAGAGAUAGGGAAAAAGGGCAUGUUCAAUUAUUUAAUGAUUACUUUGCAAGUAAUCCAGUUUAUAGCGACAAACAAUUCCGGUGUAGAUUUCGAAUGCAACGACCUUUGUUUUAUAGGAUUAUGAACAAGGUGGUCGAGGGGGAUCAAUUCUUCCAGCAGCGUAGGAAUGCAGCUGGAAGGCUUGGGUUAUCACCGUUGCAGAAAUGCACCGCUGCGAUUAGAAUGUUGGCGUACGGUACCUGUCCAGAUGCGGUGGAUGAGUAUCUGCGCAUUGGCGAAACUAUCUCCAGAUUGGCUUUGCAACAUUUUUGUCAAAGGGUUAUUACACAUUUUGAAGCUGAAUAUCUCAGAAAUCCCAUCGACGAAGAUUUAAGGAGAAUCUUGCAUCAAAAUGAAAUGCGAGGUUUUCCCGGUAUGAUAGGUAGCAUUGAAUGCAUGCAUUGGGAGUGGAAGAAUUGUCCUAUGGCUUGGAAAGCGCAAUACGCAGGCCGUAAUAAAAAUGCAACCCUCAUUCUAGAGGCCGUUGCAGAUCAAGAUUUAUGGAUUUGGCAUGCAUUCUUUGGGAUCCCGGGAUCUUGUAAUGAUCUUAAUGUCCUUUACCGAUCUUUGGUCUUUGAUGAUGUUCUUCAUGGUCGGGCACCUCCAAUUCAUUUCACCGUGAACGACCAUGAGUAUAACUUGGGCUAUUACUUAGCAGAUGGCAUUUACCCCAAAUGGGCUACUUUUAUUCAAGGUAUAACACUUCCACAACUUCAAAAGGAUAAAUUAUUUGCUGAUAAACAAGUUGCAGCUCGGAAGGACGUUAAACGAGCUUUUGGGGUUUUACAGGCUAGGUUUGCCGUUCUACGACAACCUCCCUUGCGUUUAACGAAGACAUAUUGUGUGACAUAA